Messenger RNA from Loa loa (African eye worm), 2703 nucleotides. RefSeq lists its product as hypothetical. The transcript has 18 exons. Gene Ontology annotation, biological process: molting cycle, collagen and cuticulin-based cuticle; endocytosis. The coding region runs from base 1 to 2703 and encodes 900 amino acids. Gene Ontology annotation, cellular component: cytoplasmic vesicle membrane; plasma membrane. Lineage: Eukaryota; Metazoa; Nematoda; Chromadorea; Rhabditida; Onchocercidae. The record is from RefSeq and is a predicted model, not a curated record.
AUGUGUCAUGAUACAUGCACCGGAAAAGAUGAUCCUAUACAGCAAAUUCUGGAAAGUGACCCAAAAAUUACACUUACUUAUCCGGAAACAAUCAUUUCACCCAAAAGUAGUGGAAAUCUGACACGCUUAUUUCUUGGACUUGCCAUUGGUGGUGUGGAGACAGACGCAGAUGGUGUUGUCACAUAUGCACGAUCGUUAAGGACAAAUUUUAAACUCAAGGAAAAUUUCCGUUCAGAAAUUCUGGACGAAUUUUCCAAACAAUUUGUCAGAAAGAUGAAUGAGGAACGAGAAGAGAUAGAAAAGACCUUAGAUGUCGAUAUCAGCUGGUGGUCAUAUCGUGAGUUCGUGCAUGAAGUUAUUUUUGGAUUAGAAACUAUGCAUUACUUGCUAAUUGCAUCUGCAGCUAUUCUUGUGCUUGCAUGCUUGGUUGCAAGUUUUGGUGCAAAUGGUUAUCAGAGCAAACCGGUUCUGGGAUUAGUAAUUGGUGUUAUUUUGAUCGUUUCUUGUCUGGCCGGUUUUUUUGUUCAACUUACUGGAGUGGGAUAUGUCAAUGCGAUUGUCUUCCCAAUCUUCUUCAUCCUUAUCGGUAUUGGAAUACUAAUGCUUUUCACGCUGGAAGAUACAUGGUCGAAGUAUUCAAAUGUCGCAUGUGAUCCAGUCGAAAAAUUAUCGCUAAUCCUAAGUUGGGAUGCUCCAUGUACUACAAUCACCGCAUUUAUUAUCAUCGUUUCAUUCGCGGUAAUCGGUUCAACGACAAAAAGUCCCUACUUGCAAUACAUGUCAUUUGUGUUAGCAGCUGGUGUCGCCGUUUUACUCAUCUUUGCUCUUCUCUUUUUCACCGUAUUUCUGUAUAUCGCGGGUCGCCGUGAAACCAAAGGUGUCAAGUGGUACCAGUGCUUUCGGUCCGGUGAUACACAUUUUGCUCCUCGAACAAUCAAUGAAUUCAGUGAUUCAAGUAUUGAAAUGCUUCAUGAAAAGCUCAUUGAUACUAAGCCAUCAUUUUCGAGAGCUACUGCGGCGGCAAUGGCUAAUUCAUAUCUUCGUUGUCCGGUUGCAUUCAUUUUUGCCAUCUAUUUGGUGCUUGCUUUUUGGGGAUGCAAAGAUGUUCGAAUAGAUCUGAAGGAGGAAUAUUUCCUGUCACAAGAAAGUGAAUCACGGAAAUUUAUUGAUAAUUAUCGUAUUGAAUUUGGACAAUAUGAAGAUUUUCUUGAAUUAAUAUUCGAUGAACCAAUCGAUUAUCUUGAUCCACAUCGAAAAGAUGAAAUCCUUGCCAUACUAGAAUGGCCUAUCCAAAAUCAGUUAGCAACAAAGUCAGUGAGUUGGUUGAAAGAUUUUGUGCGAUUCGAAAGUACAACUAUCUAUGAUAUAAAUCCGGAUACAUUUGUGCCAGUUAUUGGUAUUGUUUUUUUGACUGCUGAAAAUUACAAAAAAUAUCGGAAUGAUAUAAUUUUUGACAAAUUUCAAACACGGAUCGUUGGAUCGAGGAUGUACAUUGAAUUAACAGCUAAAGGUGUUCAAGACAGAUUGUUUGUAAUUGAUGAAUUAUUGAAUAAGGCUCGUUCAGCUGGUAUAUCAAUGUUUGUGAAGACACCGUUUGUCUUUGCCAUUCAACAUGAUUUACAGGUGAUAUCCACAGUAAUCAUAGCAUUCAGCUUACUUCUGUGCUGUGUUUGUACCUUAUCACUAUUCCUUUUCGGGAUACCAUCCCUAACCGUGAUGGUAUUAUUAUCUAAUCUAUCUGUCAUUGUUGGUGUCAUUGGUUUUGCAAAUUAUUGGAUGAUUCCCAUUAAUGCUAUCACUUUAUAUAUGGCUUUGGCUGGAAAUGCUUUAACAACUACAGUUGUUUCCUAUUUCUGUUAUAAUUUUGCAACUGCUGGAAAAGGGCAAAAAACUGGCGAACAACGAGUACGCUAUUCUUUCCAGUCAUGUUUAUUGCCGAUAACCUUGGCAUGUUUUGUGCCAGUUGUGACAUUUUUGCCAUUACUAUUAACUGGUUUACUUGUGAUGAUGCAUGUCUUCAAGAUAUUAUUACUCACUUCAUUUAUCACUUACAUUCAUUUAUUCCUUUUCUUGCCAAAACAAUAUUCAUAUGCAUUAGCAGCGCCACCAACUACAAGAGGAAUGUUGCUUUCAUCUAAAGCAGCGGGUUAUUUACCGGUAACUGCUACGGUUGCUCCUGCCUUGAUACCUGAUGUACUUCCCUAUCAACCGAAUCCAAUGUAUCGAUCAUCUAAUAGUCGACGUCGUGAAAAUAGCGAGCAAUCUCUCAGCCUACCAUCAUCACCACGAGUAACCCUAUCUAAUCGACAUACACCUCGACGAGAACGACGACGAAUGACCACCGAGGAUCAUUCACCAAAUGACGAAUCGAUCUAUGAAGAACCGCCAUCAUUGUCUUCAAAUUUACCUGAAUCACACUCACCAGUGCAAUCACGACGUUAUGAUGGGCGAAAACCGGAAAGGCGACAGUCUCAUUCAUCCACCUCACGACAUGUUUUACGUGAUGAGCGGUCUUCGGAACGAGAUUCGGCAAUUGAACUGCGUUCUAAUUGGAAACAAUACCUGAUCGAUGGUAAUUUACGCCAAACUGCCGGUAUUGUUGUUUCAACGUCUCCAUCUUCCACUCCUCAGUCAAUGAUGUACUACUCGACACCUACUUAUCGGACGCAACCGCCACGCUACAGUCGUGAUAAAAGAUUUUAA